UUUGCAUCGAUCUUAGUCGGCUGGAGCAGUAUCCACACCUAAUGCUGGACAGAGCAUGGUUCUUAUCCAAAAGCAAUACACUGGUAGGUGCCAACGGACCAAGAAAUUUAUGCCGGUCUUGACUUUUGUCUGCGUCGUAGUGUUCUUUGCGCUGUACGUAGACGAUGUUGGGCCAGGCCACGACACGCUUUUUGAGCGGACAUCGCACGCCGACUUGAAAGAAAACUUGUCACGAUCAAAUCAUGUAAAAUCAUUGAAUGGCGCGGAUAUUAGUGCUACAAAUUCUGAAAGCUACUACCUUUCACUCCGAGAUUUGACGCCAGAUGAGCGCUCUCCAAAAGCCGGCGUGCGGCAUAUGGUGAACCCUCCUCAGGGAGGAAAAGUCACAUUGGUGCAUUGCGACUCUACGGCAGGCCCGUGGAGCAUUGCGGUGCAUCAUAAUUGGGCACCAUUAGGUGCCCAGAGAUUCCUCGACAUGGUCGAGUCUGGUCAUUUCGAUCACAAAGUACCACUAAUGCGAUGCGUGAAAAAUUUCCUAUGUCAAUUCGGCUUGAACGGUCCAGCCGGCAAUCCCUUUAAACCGUCAAUAGCGGACGAUCCUAACUGGCUCCCAGAAGGCAAAGACUACCGCCAAAACGAAGCCGGCAUCAAACGAUUUCAAACAGGUUACAUGGCGUAUGCUGGAGCAGGUCCUCGCUCUCGUAGUCUCCAAUUGAUUGUGGCACUUCAUCCCAGCGGGCCACUUGGUGGUGGUUCUCCAUGGGAAGUCCCGUGGGGAGAAAUUGUGGGUGCGCACUCGUUCGAUACACUCUCCAAAAUAUACACGGGUUACGGGGAAAACGGGCCUGCACAAGGCAAACUAUGGAAAGAGGACGCAUUGGAAAUGGUUGAGCGAGAUUUUCCUGAGCUGGAUCACAUUCAAAGUUGUCGAGUUAUUGACGAAGAAUCACCCAGCUAG
This is a messenger RNA of Phaeodactylum tricornutum CCAP 1055/1, 958 nucleotides long. RefSeq lists its product with no specific name. NCBI's taxonomy places the organism in Eukaryota, Bacillariophyta, Bacillariophyceae, Surirellales, Neidiaceae. The coding region runs from base 56 to 958 and encodes 300 amino acids. Gene Ontology annotation, molecular function: peptidyl-prolyl cis-trans isomerase activity. The transcript has a single exon. The record is from RefSeq and is a predicted model, not a curated record. Gene Ontology annotation, biological process: protein peptidyl-prolyl isomerization.